Linum trigynum is the source of this 3937-nucleotide messenger RNA. The record is from the annotation of a GenBank genome assembly. NCBI's taxonomy places the organism in Eukaryota, Viridiplantae, Streptophyta, Magnoliopsida, Malpighiales, Linaceae.
CACAUAACCCUAUCGCUUCCCCAAUCCAUUCGUCCCCGAUCUGCCGCCACCAUCUGUCGUCGUCGCCUCGCCGUCUUCACCUCUCCCUACUCCGAACCCAAUUCUCUUACCUUUCUUUUCCUCUCUCGCGUUCUCUCUUCCUCUCCGACAAACCCCCUUCUAAAACAAUGUUGAGGCGUGUUGGAAAAAUAGGCGAUAAAGGUUCGGGCUCUUUGAGUUCAUCAAACGCAACUGUGAUAAGAUUUAAGGUCCACAAAGCUCCUUGUGUUAUGAAUACAUCUCGCACAUCCUUAAAUCCAGGAAGAACGUUUUUUUCUUGCCCGUUUUGGAUGGAUGAAAGCAAGAACUGGCAUUUUUCGCUGGGUUGAUGGUACAUCUGAAAGUGAUUCUAUGGUUUGAUGGAUUAAAGGAAGAGAAUGAGCAGCUGAAGUUAAAUUUAGCGCAUAUAGAGUCACUUUAAGGGCGUCUUCGUAGGGCAGAAGAGAAGGCGAAGAAGAGGAAACAAGAAAAGUUGGCGAUGAUUGAAGACUUGACGAAGGUUACUGAGAUCAGUGAUGCUAGUUUACUUGAAUUGCAGAGAAUGAGAAAUGCUAUCAGUGCACUACAAAGUAGGAUGACCAUGAGGAAUUUUACAAUGCUAUAUAGUAUUGGUGCUAUAGGUUUUUGUCUUUAUGGUACAACUUAAAGUUGUACCUUUAACGUUAUGGUACAACUUCAAAUUACAUCUAUACUCUUUAUAGAAAUUCUUUUAUGGUACAACUUGAACUUGUACUUCUAUGUGAUGGUAUAACUUUAAAACUUAAAGUUGUACCAUAACAUAAAAGUACAAAUUCCUUUAUGGUACAACCUAAACUUAUACAUUUAAUGUUAUGGUACAACUCAAAGUUAUACAUUAAAGCACCAAUACUUUAUAGCAUAGUAAAAGUGCUCGGAUGACCAUAUGUGUAAUCUUUAUAGUAGUAGUUCUUGUGUUGGUUCUUGUUCGUAUGUAAGUGGCUUGUGAUAAGAGAGAGACAAACUCGGCAACUACCUCACCACUUCUCCCCUCUCUUCGUUUGUGACUGUUACUUUUCUGUUCUUCUGUUCCUAAGUUUAUGUUAGUGGGGAAUUACCUUUCAUUAGGAAUAGCUAUUAAUUGAAACCUCAUUGUAUAAAUACAUAUCAAUAAUGCAAUCACAACUCAGGUUUUCUGAGCCCUUUCAUGGUAUCAGAGCCAUAAUAAACUCAAACGAGUUACAUACCUUUUCUUUUCUUCCUUUUCUGUCUUCUGCUUCUUCCUUCAAUGGCUACUUCCUCCACUACAUCUGAUUCUUCUUCUUCGUCCAUCCAAUCUCCCUCUCCACAUCGCUUGUUGAUUCCUUCAAAUCCCCAGCUCACUAUCAAAUUAACUCCAACCAAUUAUUUGCUAUGGCGUGCUCAGAUUCACCCUCUGCUUCGAUAUAAUCGUCUCAUUAGACACAUCGAUGGCACUCUUCCUCCUCCUCCCUCGACUGUCGAGAGUCAACCCAAUUCAGACUAUGCAACCUGGUACGAGAAUGAUCAGCUCGUCCUUGCCUGGAUUAAUCUCUCACUGACGGAAGCCGUGAUGCCUACCAUUGUCAACAAGACCACUGCUCUCGCCUCCUGGGAUGCCCUCGCCACAGUCUAUGCCUCGAGCUCUCCCGUCAUCAUCGUCCCGCUCCGCAAGUCUCUUCUUCGUCUCGCUCGUGGUAACGAGACAAUCCAUGAAUAUAUCCACCGAGCAAAGGCCAUCUAUGACAAAAUGCUCGCUCUCGGCGCUACAGUCACCGAACAGGAACUGGUGGUUGCCUUUCUGGACGGACUUGACGAAGACUACCUCCCGUUCACUCGCAAUCUCGAGGCGCGCCUGGAACCCAUCUCCUUCGAGAAUGUCAGCAGCCUCCUUCUCAGCGAAGAAAUUCAGCUCCAACGAUUUCGCUCAUCGUUCGGCGAGGCCGCGCCUCCGCUGUCUUUUUAUUCCGCCAGAGGGGGGCGCAGUGACGGGCGCUCUUCACGCAGCCGAGGACAGCAUUUUGCUGGUCGAGGGAUUCCCCACCCGGGCCGUUUUUCUAACCCAGUUUUUGCAGGUGGCCGGCCCAAUUCAGGUGGCGCACGGCCUGUUUCGUCAGGGGUGCUCGGUGUUGGGCCUUCUGGCCCAUCCCUUAUUAUUUGCCACAAUUGCGGGGGGAGGGGACAUGUCCGAGCCCAUUGUCCAAGCCCUAUUAUUCCAGCCCAGCCCAAUUAUCACCCUGGCGCAGCCUCGUAUCUUGCCCAAUCCUCUCACCCGGCCCAGUCUUCCUAUAACAUCCCGUUUCGGCUAAAAUCGUAUUUCGAUCGCUAGAAAGUUCGCGAUUUAAAAGCGAGUGUUUUGAUAGUAUUUCGAUGAAAAUUGAUUCGGCCGGAUAAAUACCAAUUACUAUAUUUAUAUAUAGUAAUACAUAUAAAUAAUUAUAUAUGUUAAUUAAAGUUACACACCUACUUGUGUGUCGCCGGGAGAGGAGUUGUCAGGGGAAAAGAAAUAAAAAUAAAAAGUAAACGAAAAGCAGACGGCAGAUUGCUUUCAUAUAUAUAUUGUAAACCAAAUCCCCUGGUCCAUUUCCAUCUUCUCUCUUUACUCAUUUAAUUACCCAGAGGUAGAGCAGCGCGCGGAGCAGUUCAGAGGAGGGACGAGGGAAAUUCUCAUAGCUCGAAUCUUGAGCUUUAGUAAUCCAAAAAUCCCGUAAGUAAUGCCUAAUUCAUCCAUACAUCGUAAUUUAUCGAUUUAGAGUUUUAAAACGAGUUUUUGGUUCAGGAAUUUCUUGAAUUCCCGAUAAGCUAAAUUAGGGUUUCGGAGUAGCCAGAAGUCGGAUUGAGCCCAAAUUUCAUAUACGAGCUUCCUGCAGCGAGGUAAUCAAUCCUCUAGUUCUAAUCCCUAAAUUUCGGCUAUUAUUUAGAUCGGAGCCGGAUCGCUGAAUUUAGCUCCGGCCAGGGUUUGAUGUGUUUUUAUCAAGAAUUUGUCCCGGAGCCUAGAACUAAUAUUGACGGGGAUACUGCAGGGGAUAUUAGAACGGUAUCGGAUUUUAAUUCGGGGUUUGUUCGUGAAAUUGAAGUUUUAGUACGGGAAGGUUAAGCCGGUGUUUGAACGACCAGAGCUGGUGAGGGAUUAGCACGGCAUACCAGAUUUGUCGUAUCACGAUAAUUAUAUUGAUGCUUAGAAUUGACCUAGGUGAACUAGAAUGGCAUGAUUAGGGGUGUAUGGACUUUUGUGCUAUAUGUUGAACCCUGGAUUGCUGUAUGAUAUUAUUGACUUGCCCUAAUCGAUAUGAACCUUGUUUAUGCUGAUGAUUGUGUAUAUGUUGCAAAUUGUGGGCUUGACUGUUAAUAUGCUUAACGAUGGUUCAAGAAGGUGACUAGGUAUGAUUUUUCAUGAUUGUUGUAUUUGGAUGCACAAGUGGGAGAAUAUAUAUUCCCUGGUGAUAGUAUGAUGUUUAAGGAGGAUGACUUGCACGAGGGUUUAUCCCGAGGAAGUGCAAUUAUACGACUCCUGAUUUACCUAUGUCGAGCCAAUUAUGGCCAGGUCAAGUACAUGUGCAAGUAAUGAAUUAUGAUUAAGCAAGAUGAGAUAUGAAUCAUGUAUAAGGAUACUAAAUAUGAGUGUUGUGGUCUCACGGUCAACUACAUAGUAAUUAGGGCUCCCUAUGCUAUUACUCUAUUAUGAUAUGUAUGAUAGUCACACCUCUCAUGUGGUGGUGACUGAAGAAUUCUUACGAGAUAUGACCACACCCAGAGCGGUGUCGAGGUAUGACUACACCCAUAGUGGUGUGGGGUAUGUAUGACCACAUCCCACGGGAUGUUGGGGUAUGUAUGACUACAUCCGACGGGAUGUAGGGUAUGUUUCCCUGGAGAGUUAUUAGCAUGGGAGUAGCCAGGCGCCUAUGAGUAAAACAUGAUAAGAUGC